Molecule: messenger RNA, 5415 nt
Organism: Closterium sp. NIES-67
Lineage: Eukaryota; Viridiplantae; Streptophyta; Zygnematophyceae; Desmidiales; Closteriaceae
Source: the annotation of a GenBank genome assembly
CUGCGUGGGUGCUGGCUGGGGUGCGGUGGAAACACCCACUCUCGAGUCUCAGCUCGACUCGACCUCCUGAAAUACUGUACCAGAAUGCUCUCGCCUCCUAUUAGCGGGGUGCUUUGCUAUCUUCUGGUGAUACGAGGUUCGCCCUCUAUUGCGUCCUAGAAGCACGAUGGAUGGUUCGAAGAUAGGUUAAGAAAAAGGCGUUUCUUUUCCACGACCCACUGGGCAGGACUCGCAGCGACCUUUCACGUCGUUAGGGUUUCAUCAGACUGACGCAUCCCACUCUCACUCCGUUCAUCGCGAUCCUUCCGCGUUAGGGUUUCAUAGUCCCGACCCUUCCGUCCCGAAUUGCAUUCAAUGCGCGAACGACGGGUUACCUGAUUCACCACCUAGGGUCUCGAAUUCGCACGGCAGUGUUAUGACGUCGCACGACACCAUUAUGCCAUCGCACAGCAGUCGUGUGCCUUCGCACGACAGCAUCAUGACGUCGCAGGAAGAUGUUUUGCUAACUGCUUUCCCGGGUAGCUCUCUAAGCCAUGCAGCCGACGCUAACGCUUCUGAACCCCCUCCCGUUUUCCCGUCCGCGGCACAGACAUGGUCGGAGUUGCACGGGUCGGUCGAGAAUUCAAACCUAGAGAUUGCCGAUAGAAUGUCGGGAGAACAGUAUAGUUUUCUAAAGAACGCUGAACAGCAGCAGCAGCAGCAGCAGCAGCAUGAGCCGCAGCUUCAGAUUUCAGAUCCAUUGCAGCUUUCGUGGCUUUCGGAUUCCACGCAGGUGCAGUGGGAUUCAAAUAUUGUCGGUGGUCUCGUUACAAGCUACGACGAUGAGCUCUUAAAGGAGAUAGAGCUGCCAGGAGGAAAGUCUGACAACAACUCCUCGGCGGAAUUUCCCCGGCCGUUGGAUCUAGACAAAGCUGUUGCGAGGGCCAUGAUGGCUGGAUCAGGCUUGGGCGCAGGCUCGGAUCUAGGUUCGGGAGCAGGCUCGGGAACAAGCUCAGAGCUGGGUGGAGGGUUGGCGCCACUUAAGGCUGACCGGCUUGAAAUACAGCUGCUGCAGCAGCAGCAGCAGCAGCAACAGCAGCAACAGCAGCAGCAGCUGAACUUGGAAAUGCAGGUGUUGCUUCAGCAACAGCAGCAGCAGCAACAGCAGCAGCAGCAACGUCAGCAACAGCAACUUUUGCAGGAACUGCUGCAGCAGCAGCGAAGACAAGCGGAUGUGUCUGUUCUAGCAAAGCGGAUGCUAGAGCAAGUGCAACAGCAGCACCUGCGGCAGCCGCCGCAACAGCAGCGGUGCCAGCCACAGCAAGCGCAACACCAACCGAUGCUGCAGCAGCAGCAGCAGCAGCAGCAGCAGCAGCAGCAGGAGAAUAAAAAACAGCUGCUACAGCUGCAGCUCUUGCAGCAACGGCUGCUGCUGCAAGGACAAGCGCACCAUCUGCUCCCGCAACGGCAGCACAUGCCGAUGCAGCAGCAGCAGCAGCAGCAGAUGCAGCAAGUGCAGCUCAUGCAGCAGCAGUAUCAACUGCAGCAAAUGUUGACCCAGCAAGGGCAAGCAGCACGCGGCGUGGCGCAGCAAGCAGCAGCAUCACCGUCACAGCAAGAGCCAGGUGCGUUAGCAGAAUCAGGCAUGGCGCUGCACGCAGCAGCUGCGCGGUCAGACAUCUUGAGCACCACGCUCCGUCCCUGCGACCGAGCCUCCAUGGCUUGGCGACAGGCUCGGGAGCAAAUCCCUCUGCACCUGAGGAACCAACCCUUGCCUGGCACCUCCCUUGCGAGCCAGGGCGGGCUGCUGAGCGCCCUAUCACACCAAGGGGGAUUUCCAGGCGCUUUGUUGCAGUCAUUACAGGCAGGCGGUGUACCCAGCAUGUCAGUGCAGGAGGGUGGGCAGAUGCCGCAGGGGCAGAUGCUGCAGGGGCAGAUGCCGCAGGGGGAGAUGGGAUGGGAGCUAGAGCAACGGGUUAUGGGAGGCUGGCUAGGGCAAGACGGGAGGCGGGGGAUGCAAGGGGAGGUAGGGGAUGCUGGGAGCUGUGGCAUGGGCGGUGCAGGGAGCAGUGGCAUGGGCGGUGCAGGGAGCAGUGACAUGGGCGGUGCAGGGAGCAGUGGCAUGGGCGGUGGAGGGAGCAGUGGCAUGGGCGAUGCAGGGAGCAGUGGCAUGGGCGGUGCAGGGAGCAGUGGCAUGGGCGGUGCAGGGAGCAGUGGCAUGGGCGGUGCAGGGAGCAGUGGCAUGGGCGGUGCAGGGAGCAAUGCCAUGGGCGGUGCAGGGAGCAGUGGCAUCGGCGGUGCAGGGAGCAAUGCCAUGGGCGGUGCAGGGAGCAGUGGCAUGGGCGGCGCAGGGGAGUGGGCUCUGCUUCAGCAGCUGCUGGGAGAGGCGUCCCUGGAGAGUGGGCUUGCUGCUAAUGCCUGUGCUGCUGCUGGUGGUGCUGCUGCUGGUGUUGGUGCUGCUGCUGCUGCUGCUGCUGCUGGUGUUGGUGCUGGUGCUGGUGUUGGUGCUGGUGCUGGUGCUGGUGCUGGUGCUGGUGCUGGUGCUGGUGCAGGUGCAGGUGCAGGUGAUGGCGCAGGGUCCUUGCCCCUGCUGCCAGCCGCAGAGGAUGCAUGUGUCCUCUCCUCCUCCUUGCAACCUUGCAGCGCAAAGCCAAGUGACCACUGUGGCCGCGCUGCUCUUGCAGCUGCUGCAGCUGCUGCUGCGGUUGUUCGCGCUGGUGCCGGUGUUAAUGCUGCUAUUGCUGCUAAUGCUGCUAAUGCUGCUACUGCUGCUGCUGCUGCUGCUGCUGCUGCUGCUAGCACUGUCGUUGCUGUGGUUCGUGAACGGUCAUCAGUGGGGGGAAAGAGACUAAGAGAGCACUCAUCAGCCGCUACACCUGCUGUACCUCACCGAGCAGCCUCGGGAUCGCCAGCCACCACGGACUCACCUGCCACGUCAGCUUCCGCGUUCUCCUCCCCCUCGCACUCCACCUCGGGCUCCGGCGGAAGUUCCUCUGGUCAUGGGGGAGGGGUGUUGGGCGGAGGGGUGGGAGGCAUGUCGGGGGGAGGGGUGUCUGGGGGAGGGGUGUCUGGGAGAGGGGUGACUGCGAGAGGGGUGCCUCAUCCCCUCCCAACCCCCAACUCCCAUCCGCCUGAACCCAAUGCCAACUCUAACAGCAGCACCCAUACAGCAGCAAACCCCCAUACCAAGACGCUUUCCCCCACCCCUGGCAGCAACAUCAGCCGCCUCCACGCAAGGCAACCCGCCCCCUUGUCCCCCCCCUCAAAGCCUGCCUCUUGGAGCCAAGCCUCACCCAGAAGCCUCGCGUCCUCCCCUGCCUCUAAGCCCCUCCCAUCUCCCAAAGCCUGCGCCUCUGCUCCUGCGUCCGCCAAGCCCCUUUCGUCUCCCAAAGCCGCCUCCUCCUUGUCCCCCCCUGCGCCUGCCACGACCCGCCGCUCGCCCAGAGCCCCCCCGUCCGCGCUGGCGUCGCGCCUGGCGGCGGUGCUCAACGACAUCCAGUGCAGGCCCGCCCCGCCCCCCGCCUCUGGCGCCGCCCCCAUGGGCGUGCGAGCCACCGUCGCCACGCUCCCUGCCACCACUUUCCCCACCCUCGCUGCUUCUGAUGCGCCCGGGGCUGGCCGCACAGAGGCCGAGGGGCUGCCAGAGGGGGCGACGGGAGCUGCGGCUGCUGGGGGGGCAGCAUGCCGAGACAUGGUGGUGGCCAGCGGGAGAGGUGGGCGGAUAGGUGCGUUCGGCUAUCCUGGUGGUAGUGAUUGGGGCGGCAGCAGCAGCAGCUUCACUGUGGCCAGGGAAGUGCUGGAGGCCAUGGGAGCCGAGCCGUUGCUACCAGGUGGCGCAUCCCGAUUGGACGACGUUCACUCGGUGUUGCCGCCCGGUUCUCGCCGCCGAACUUCCGGCCUCUUUGGGGUCGGCGCAGUCCCUCUUGACUACAGAGGCGCACUCUCUCUUAACGAGUAUGGCUGUAGUGGGUCUAACCUGGGAGGGUCCUUGACGGCGUUGGGAGGAAGACCAAGUGAUAUGUCAGGCCGGCUGGUAAGGAGUGCGGGGGAGCGGGCAUCUAGAGGGGGCACAGCAGCAGUGGCAGCACUGUCCGCAGCAUGGUGGGAGGCUCGAGGGCAGGUUGGAGCCUUGGAAUUCCCCAAACCCACGGCCGGACCUACAUCCGCUGAGGUCACGGGCCCGGCAGUUUCCGGGAAGUUUCGGUCGGUGGAAAAAUUCGCGCGGGCGCAGAUGGUGGCGAUGGCAGAGGCGGCGGAGGCGGGCGACACCAGGCGGUUCCACUCUGCUUUUGUGCAGCUGAAGCCGCUGGGGAAGGUGCGGGGGAAUGCUGUGGAGCGGCUGACGCACUACGUGGUGGAGGGGCUCAUACGGCGCAUGGCGGGCACGGGGUUCCAGCACUUCAGCACGCCGCUUAGACGGCCUCCCAAGGAGCUAGACGAAGCCCAGACGCUCUACGCGUCCUCGCAGCCCUUCCCUCUCUUUGGCAGCCUCUCCAUCGCCACGCUCAUAGCGCAGGCGGUCAGCGGCAGCACCCACGUGCACAUCGUGGACUUCGGGUGCCUGCAGCCCAUCCACCUCCCAGUGCUCAUGGAGAUGCUAGCAGCCCGCCCCGGCGGCCCUCCCACGCUGCGAAUGACCGGCAUGGACACCGCGAGCUUCAUUUGUGCCGGGAGGAAGGAUUUUAAGAGGCUGAGGGCGAUGGACGACGUGGGGAGGAGGCUGAAGGGCGUGGCGCGGCACCUGGGCGUGCCGUUUGAGUUCGAAGGGGUGGACGUGGACGAGGAUAACCUGCAGAUGCUGUACCAGGUGAAGCGGAGGUGGCACGAGACUCUGGUGGUGGUGUGCUUCUUAGAGCUGCUGCUGCUGCCCGACUCCCCCCACGGCCCUCGUGACUGCGUGCUGCGGUGGAUCCACGACAUGCAGCCAACACUCUUCACCUUUUGCGAUGUCGACCUCAACACCAACCACAGCGCCUUCCUCCCACGCUUUCAAGACAUCAUGGACCACCACCUCUCCGUCUUCCAAUUCCACGAUGUCCUCCUGGGCGACGCGGAUAAGCGGCUGCUUGCCGUCUUUGAAGAGAUAUUUUUUGCGCGCUCUAUUGUAAAUGGGAUUGCUUGUGAGGGGGACAAGCGGGUGGUGCGAUCGGAGAGAGUGGAGCAGUGGAGGGAGCGGCUCUUGUCGCUGCGAUUUUCCCCGUGCACCAUACCGACGACGGUGACUGACAGUGUACAUAAGAUGCUGAAACGGUUUCCGCUUGGGUUGGGUUUGCAGAUAGAGGAUGGGGCGAUUAGGUUGAUGUGGCGUGGGAAUUAUUCCCUCUUCACAUCCGCGUGGAUUCCAUGUGUUGGCAUUUAGAAUCACCACCUGGUUUGAUGUAAGUAUUGAUUCGCUUUGACGUGGAUGUAUUGCUCCAUCGGUUAGUACCAAAUGUG